UUGAACAGUUGCUUUUUCCUCUCACACAAAGGAGAUCUCAUUUUGUUUGAGACUGGAUAUAGUUGAAAUCAAACCACACACCAAGAGGGUAUGAUGGAUAAGAAGCCCCCAAAACCAGCUCCUCGCAGGAUCUUCCAAGAAAGGUUAAAGAUUACUGCUCUACCUUUGUACUUUGAAGGUUUUUUGUUAGUCAAGAGGUCAGAAUGCCAGGAGUAUAAACAUUACUGGACAGAGUUGAGAGGAACUACACUUUUUUUUUAUUCUGACAAAAAAAGUCCAACAUAUGUUGACAAGUUAGACAUAAUAGACCUCACAUGCCUUACUGACCAGAAUUCAACCGAAAAGAAUUGCGCAAAAUUCACCCUUGUUUUACCAAAAGAGGAAGUGCAACUGAAGACAGAAAACGCAGAAAGUGGGGAAGAGUGGAGAGGCUUCAUUCUUACAGUAACAGAGCUGUCAGUUCCCCUACACGUGUCACUCCUUCCUGGGCAAGUAAUUCGACUGCAAGAAGUCCUAGAGAGAGAGAAAAGGAGGAGGAUUGAGACAGAGCGGAUACCGAGUUCAGCUAUAGAAAAGGAGCAGGAACCUACUGAAGAUUAUGUGGAUGUACUGAACCCUAUGCCAGUAUGUUUUUAUGCGGUGUCCCGGAAAGAAGCCAUCGAGAUGCUUGAGAAGAACCCUUCUUUGGGAAAUAUGAUCCUGAGGCCUGGUAGUGACAGCAAAAACUAUUCCAUCACUAUCCGGCAGGGGAUAGACAUGCCAAGAAUCAAGCACUACAAAGUGAUGAGUGUAGGAAAAAACUACACCAUUGAACUGGAAAAACCUGUAACGCUCCCAAACCUGUUCAGCGUCAUUGAUUAUUUCAUGAAGGAGACUCGAGGAAAUUUACGACCAUUUAUAUAUUCAACUGAUGAACGCCUUGGCUGAGAACCCAUCAAAGAAGGGAGAAGAAAAAGGUAGGAGAAAAAUCUACAUAUUGCAUGAAAUAAAAUAGGAAAAGCACCUUUAUGUAUCUUGAUAACUUAUUAUUUUUAAAAGGAAGAUCUUGCUUGUAAAGAAAAUUACUUCUAUUUUCCUGAUCUUGAUUACCAAGUCACUUACCUGAAUACCAGAAUUCAUUAUCUGAAUACAAUUUCAUGAUCUUACCUGAAUGAAACCAAUUUACUGGGAAACCAUACAAAAUGGCUGUGAGAAUAACUCAUAGAUAUACACAGUCCAUGCAAUGAUAUAAGUUGGAAACAUAUGGUUCUUUCUCAAGGAAAUUUUUAUUUUCCUAGGCUUCAAUUAGGUACAUUUUCCUCUACACGAUUUUCCCUAGCAGAUUUUCUAGUUCUCCUAAAUUCUAGCCAAUUCCAAAAAAGCCUCACUAGGUUUGGUUGAAAUCUGAUUUGAUCAACUUAUCAAAUACAUUCUGAGUAGUUAGAAACCAGAGACAUGAAACAUACUAGAAGUUCUUUCCUAAUGGAAAAACUCCAUUCUAUUUUCUCUUACUGGAAAUAAAUAAAAUUUAUCAAUUUUCAUGUUUUCCCCCAUGUUGUCUUUUUUGCUAGCUUAAAAUCAACCCACACUUCCUUCUGUAAAAAUAUUAAUCUACAAAGAUGGCAAAAGGCUAUGUAAUCACCCAUUUCACAAGUAUGACACAGUAGGAGACUGAUUAUAAUCCGAAUUCCUUAAAAAUACUAACUCUUCAGCCCCAUACUAAUCUACUGAAUCAAAAUCUCAGGAAUAUUUUUUAAUUAUUUUUUUCCCUUGAAAAAUAAGCUUAUGUGAGAAAACUUAUUAGGAAGACAAUGUGAGAUGCAAGGAGAAGAUGACCAUCUACAAGCCAAUGAAGCCUCAGAAAAAAGCAACUCUGCUGACACCCUGAUCAGUCUAAGCCUCCAGAAGUGUGAGAAAAUAAAUUUCUGUUGUUAAAGCCACUUAGUCUGUGGUAUUUGUUACAGAACCCUAGCAAACCAAUUAUAUAGGAUUCCUGAAAAUAGGCAGAAUCCUAAGCCUCCUUAACCUUACAGAGUUAAUUUCUAGAAGUUGUUGGCCCAGAAAUCUGCCUUUUAAUCACACACCACAAUAAAGUCUGCUUUAUACAA
Molecule: messenger RNA, 2087 nt
Organism: Lynx canadensis (Canada lynx)
Lineage: Eukaryota; Metazoa; Chordata; Mammalia; Carnivora; Felidae
Gene: STAP1
Product: signal transducing adaptor family member 1
Exons: 9
Coding region: 91-927 (278 amino acids)
Biological process (GO): positive regulation of B cell receptor signaling pathway; cell surface receptor protein tyrosine kinase signaling pathway
Molecular function (GO): protein kinase binding; signaling adaptor activity
Source: RefSeq, a predicted model, not a curated record